This is a messenger RNA of Halichondria panicea, 1351 nucleotides long. RefSeq lists its product as uncharacterized. Gene Ontology annotation, molecular function: four-way junction helicase activity; 3'-5' DNA helicase activity; ATP binding. Gene Ontology annotation, cellular component: nucleus; cytoplasm; chromosome. The record is from RefSeq and is a predicted model, not a curated record. Gene Ontology annotation, biological process: double-strand break repair via homologous recombination. NCBI's taxonomy places the organism in Eukaryota, Metazoa, Porifera, Demospongiae, Suberitida, Halichondriidae.
AUGAGCUCAAAAACCAUCAAAGAAGCUGUUACAGCAGCUGGAAGAAUGCUUGGCUAUGAUAAAAUAAGGCCACAUCAACUCCAAGUUAUUGAGGCAUUUGUGAAGGGCCAGGAUGUGUUUGGCAUAUUGCCUACUGGCUAUGGCAAGAGCUUCUGCUAUGCCAGCCUUCCAGCCAUCUUUGACCAACUUCUUGGAAAGCCUGGCACCACCAUUGUACUGGUUGUUUCUCCUCUCACUGCAAUCAUCAAAGACCAGGUGGCUAGCUAUUCGUCCAGAGGGAUAUCUGCUGGUUACUAUACAGGAGAUUCUGAUAAACAAAUGAAAGAUGCUGUUUUGAGAGGUGACUACCAGCUUAUAUACAUCACUCCAGAACUACUCAUAGGUAGUAAUGUUUGUCGAAAGAUGUUGACAGGAGAAGUGUACGAACAACGGCUGAAAGCGUUUGUGGUGGAUGAGGCGCACACAGUUAAAAAGUGGGGGCAGACUUUUCGCAGAGUAAUGGAGAGAUUGGGAGAAAUCAGAAGUUUGUUGCCACCUAGUGUGAGAGUAAUGGCUCUGACUGCCACUGCAACAAACGCAGUACGAUGUUCGGUCACCUGUACUCUAAGGAUGGACAAGCCUGUCGUUGUUGCAUUAUCUUCUUGUAAGGCAAACCUGGUGUACAACGUUGGAAAGUACACCACAGUGGUAGAAACCUUCAAACCUUUGUUAACACGUAUAAGGAAUGACAGAGAUAAAUGCCCAAGAACAAUUGUGUACUGCCAAUCGUAUAAUAUGUGUGCCAAUAUUUACAUAUAUUUGUCUAGAGGUUUGAGUUGCGAAUUGACUGAACCAGUGGAUGCUCCUAAUAUUGCCAAAUUUCGAUUGGUAGACAUGUUCACAAGUGUAACUGAUCAGGCUCACAAAGAUACUACAAUAUCUCUGUUCACAAAACCCAGCCAGUUGCGUGUCGUUAUUGCCACAGUGGCAUUUGGCUUGGGCAUCGACUGUCCGGAUGUACGAGAGAUCAUCCACGUUGGAGUUCCAGAGGAUAUUGAAUCGUACAUUCAGGAGACUGGUCGUGCUGGAAGGGAUGGAAAACCCUCAUUGGCAAUUCUACUCAAAGCAAGAGUGUACCAUGCAUGUGAAGAAGGAAUCAAGGAAUAUGUAGAUAAUGAUUGUCAGUGUAGGAGAGACCUUCUCUUUAAAUCAAUGGAUAACUAUAAACAUAGACAAAUAGACAGUAGUAGACAGUGUCUUUGUUGUGACGUAUGUGCUUUGAUUUGUACGUGUGGCUGUUGCUCCAGAAACCUCUCUUCAUUUGUUUUUUUAGGUUAAAUUUUCAUAAUUGAUUAUUGAAUGACAUCGUGAA